Messenger RNA from Enterobius vermicularis (human pinworm), 1533 nucleotides. The record is from the annotation of a GenBank genome assembly. NCBI's taxonomy places the organism in Eukaryota, Metazoa, Nematoda, Chromadorea, Rhabditida, Oxyuridae.
AUGACUGAAGAAGAUGUGUAUGAAAUUGAUUCAGUGCCUAGAUUUGCAAACUUCGGAGAUAAUGGUCAGCUGGCAAAUGAUACUAUGGGAGACAAGUUUUUUGAAAGUACUGCAUCACCGGGGGGUAGAGGAGGUAACGAUCAGGUAGGAUCAGAUGGUUCAAAUUCAAAUAGGGCUUCUUCAAAACCGAUGACGGAAAUUAAUAAUACUGAUAUGCCAAAGAAAGUGAUGGCUGACCCUGAGGAUGAUGAUCCUUUGGGGAUUCGAAAACUUGCCAUGUUUCGUCCACCAAGAAGAAGUCGUGACUUAAUUCGGAUGGCUCAACAAAAGGCAAAGGAAAACAUGGAGGCAAAAACAGAUAUACAGAAGAACGCUGAUAAGCACGAGAGUGGUUGCCUAGUAAGGAAGCUAGUCGUUGGCAACAAAUUUAUUCGUCCUCGCUCGGCUAGUGUUGACGCUGCGCAGGUUAGAGGGAGGAUCGGAGCUACACCAGGGUCCUAUGCUAAUGCAGAGUUCAAAACGGGAAUUCCAGUAGUACGUCGAGGCAGUAUCGAUGUUUCUCGUGCGCCAGUUAAGUCAAGGAGUGAAGAAAAAAAUGGCCAACUUUGUAUUCCUCGAACAAGUCGCACAGUACCAACUCGUACGCAUCAUAGGUCUGCCAGUGUAGACUCUGCUGCUAGCCGUAUAAAGAUGACACCAGUUGAUGUUAAUAACCGAGGGUUAGUAGCUUCAAAAGCAAGACUAGCUACAGGACCGAAAGGCUCAAUUACACGGCGAGCAGGUCCUGUUUCAGCGGUUCCACCAGUUGUUUCAGUUCCCUCUAACUCGAAAGGAAAAACUUCGCAGUCCUCAAAGCAUACAGAGUGUGCGGUUGACAAGUCAAUCAGGAGAUCCAUUUUGCAAGUCCCAAGUCGUAGUAGACCGUUAACAAGAGCUUUUGCCGCUAGAGUUGAGGCUUUAAGGCUCAAACGGGAGGACUUAGUUCCUGGUGAUAAUCCUUCUUCCUCAAAGCCUGAAACAUCCAGGGAAGCUUACAAGCUUACUGGACGUAUUGCGAGUGUUUGCAGUGAAGCGCAGUUCAGAAACGCAGUUAGAAGAAGACCAGCUGGUGGAGAUUCCCUCGAAAGACCUAUUAAGUCAGACAAAGAGCCGGAGAUGGCGACAGAAAAAGCAGUAGCACCUUUAAGUAAUAAAAAUGCUCGCAGGAGCACAGUCACGCAGCACUACGUUCACCGUCCUUCACAGGCUACUAUACCAAGUAAAAUGGCUACUUCAACAAGGCAGCAUCCGUCUCCCCACACCACCGGUGCACGCCCAAGACUCAUGCCCGCUGAACGUGAGGCGUUUUUCAGAAGACUGAGUACACCAAAAUGUAUUAAUAAUCUCAAAAAGCCGGAAGGUGAGACACCCAAGAAGACGUCAAAAGUAUCAACAACGGGGCAAAAUCGUGAUGUUCCGCUUGGUGGGCUAAAAGCAAGGGUCCUUCGGCCUCGUACAACGGUGAUUAAGGGUGCUGUAAAGGUCAAGGACUAA